UUUUCCCUGUUAUGCUUAGAAAUAAGAUAAAACCUCUUAAAUGCAAUGCCUAUAAUGCCUUUAUCUGUUAAUGAUUCCCAUAACUGGUGUCCAUCGGUAAAAACCUGUUGGAAUUCUGUUGAUCUCCUGAAUCUGAAAAGCUUCCUUGAUCCACAGAUCUCCUGCUUUCUUGGAACUUUGCCUUUUAUGCAAAUGAAGCCCAAAGCAUCAUCCUUAAAUGUGUCAUACCAGGAAGUGAGUGCCGGCAUUCAGUUCUGCAGGGAGAGAGAGAGAGAGAGAUUGAUCCAGAGCUGUUCUAGUCAAACACUUCCCAAGUGGGAAGCAGAGCGUGUGGCUGGGAGCAUGGCGACCCUGGUGACCUCCAGAGGUCAAGCGCUCCAUCACUGAAGGGACACAGCAGCACCUCUCUCUCUCUCAUCCUCCGCUGGGUUGAGACAACCUUUCAAUGUCAUUGCUCCGGGUCUGUCACACAUCAGCAUCAGCGAACACAAGAUAAUUACAGGCCAGAUCUGAUCCGGUGAAUGACAUGGACCGGAAUGAGCUCUCUCCCGGUUCGGGUGUUGCCAUGGCGAAGAAAGCGGCCCAUAAGAGCGCGCCGGCGCACCACUGCACCAAGGGUUGCCUGGAGUCCAACUCGGAUGCGGCGGGAUCGAACCCGAAACCCAAUCACGUCGCCACGGAGGAGACCGACGACGCGGAGGAGGAAUCCAAGUUUCAGCAUCCUCGCCUGAGGAGAGCAGGAGGAGGGAGCAGCGUCCAGAUUAAGAGCUGCACACCGGGAGGAGGAGCGUCCAGGAGCUCCACUUCCACCGACGCGCGCCUGAGUGAUGCUGAAGCUGCUCCUGUUCCUGCGGGUCGCCACGACACAGUUAAGGGCGGAGGAGAAGAACGCAAGGCAUCUACUGUAGUGACCACUGUGACGGUAGAGGCUUGUAAUGCUGGCGAAGGCGACGGCAAUCCCUCAGCACCGCUUUCCAGCAUGAAAUGCAACAACAACGGGGAAUGCAGGCGGGACUCCGGCACCGGGAGCCUCCGGUCCAUCAUGUCCAAACCCGACGGGAGCAAGCGGACGGCGCGCAAUUCAACGGCCAGCGUGGACGCGGCCAGCACGCAGGGUCAGGACGCCUCGAACCCCGGCGUCCAGGAGAAGAAGGAUUCCAAAGUGUCCUUUUCCAACGCCCCCAGCAGGAAAGCCUCGUCCUCCGUCCACGGCGCGCAGCAGCAGCCCCGCAACUCGGUGACAUUCCUCAAAUCCGAGGAUGGAGCGCAGGAGGACGGCGAGACGCGGGGCAGCCAGGCGAGCUUCAUGCAGCGGCAGUUCAGCAGCAUGUUGCAGCCCGGGGUCAAUAAAUUCUCCCUGCGCAUGUACGGGAGCCAUAAAGGGGUGGAGAAGGAGCAGGAGCGCGUGAAAUCGGCCGGCAACUGGAUCAUUCACCCCUACAGCGACUUCAGGUUCUACUGGGAUUUCACCAUGCUUCUCUUCAUGGUGGGCAACCUGAUCAUUAUUCCCGUCGGCAUCACCUUCUUCAAAGAAGAGACGACCACGCCGUGGAUCCUCUUCAACGUGGUCUCCGACACUUUCUUCCUCAUGGACCUGGUGCUCAACUUCCGCACGGGCAUCAUUAUCGAGGACAAUUCUGACAUCAUCCUGGACCCCAAGUCCAUCAAGAAGAAGUACCUGAAGACCUGGUUUAUUGUGGACUUUGUCUCAUCCAUUCCGGUGGAUUAUAUCUUCCUGAUCGUGGAGCAGGGCAUAGACUCGGAGGUGUAUAAGACGGCUCGAGCGCUGAGGAUUGUGCGUUUCACUAAAAUCCUGAGCUUGCUGAGGUUGCUGCGUCUCUCUCGUCUUAUCCGCUACAUUCACCAGUGGGAAGAGAUCUUCCACAUGACGUAUGACCUGGCGAGCGCAGUGAUGCGGAUAAUUAACCUGAUAGCGAUGAUGUUGCUGCUGUGUCACUGGGACGGGUGCCUGCAGUUUCUGGUGCCCAUGCUGCAAGACUUCCCCUCCGACUGCUGGGUCUCCCUCAACAAGAUGGUGAACGACACGUGGAGUGAGCUGUACUCGUUCGCCGUGUUUAAAGCCAUGAGUCACAUGUUGUGCAUAGGUUACGGUCGUCAAGCUCCGGAGAGUCUCUCUGAUAUCUGGCUGACGAUGCUCAGCAUGAUCGUGGGUGCCACCUGCUACGCCGUCUUCAUCGGACACGCCACGGCCCUCAUCCAAUCACUGGACUCCUCACGACGCCAGUACCAGGAGAAGUACAAGCAAGUGGAGCAGUACAUGUCCUUCCACAAACUCCCAGCAGAUUUCCGACAGAAAAUCCACGAUUACUAUGAGCACCGUUACCAGGGCAAGAUGUUUGAUGAAGAAAGCAUCCUAGAGGAGCUGAACGAUCCGCUCAGAGAGGAAAUCGUGAACUUCAAUUGUCGUAAGCUGGUGGCCUCUAUGCCCCUGUUCGCCAACGCCGAGCCCAACUUUGUGACCGCCAUGCUGACGAAGCUCCGUUUCGAGGUCUUCCAACCAGGCGACUACAUCGUCCGUGAGGGCACCAUCGGCAAGAAGAUGUACUUCAUCCAGCACGGCGUGGUGAACGUGAUCACCAAAGGAACGGUGGGCUUGAAGCUCUCCGACGGCUCCUACUUCGGAGAGAUCUGUCUGCUGACGCGGGGCCGUCGUACGGCGAGUGUGCGAGCGGAGACCUACUGUCGCCUGUAUUCGCUCUCCGUGGAUAAUUUUAAUGAGGUUUUGGAGGAGUAUCCCAUGAUGAGGAGGGCUUUUGAGACUGUAGCCAUUGACCGACUGGACCGGUUGGGAAAAAAGAAUUCCAUCCUAAUGAACAAAGUGCAGCACGACUUAAACUCCGGCAUCUUAAACAACCAUGAGAAUGAGAUGAUCCAAGAGAUUGUGAAGUACGACCGCGAGAUGGUGAAGCUGAUCGACCAUCAGCGUCCGCGCGCCAUGUCCAUGACGCCCUCCAUCCCCGGCGGGUUCUUUGCUCCGCCCGGCCAAUCGCAGGCCAGCAGCUCUGCCAUCGCUUCUCUACAGCAGGCGGUGGCCAUGAGCUUCUGUCCCCAGUUCGGUCCGAUGGUGGGUCCCAGCACCAUGCAGUCGCCGCGAAUGGUCCGACGGUUCCAGGUAUUGCAAAACAUUGCUAGUCCGGUGACGGUUUCUCCUCAGCAGUCUCAGCUGGGGCUUGGUGUGCUCGCCGGUGUCGCUAUGGCCAGUCCGCCGGUUCAAAGCCCGCUAGCGGCGGCGGGUGGACGAACUUUCCAGUACGGGAGCGGCCCGAUGGGCGCACGCUCUGGAUCUCAGCUGUCACUCAUCCAACAGCACAUCCCCAGUCACACAGGGCCCAAAGCUACCCAACCCCUGCAACAAAUAGGCAACCUGACCCAAGACGCCAGAGCCCUGUCGGCUUCCCAACUCUCCCUGCCACAAGAGGGCGCUCCACCUGUUGCUCCCAGCCCACCACCGUCGACCCACGUCUCCUCGACUUCGAUCGGCCCACCUCAAGCACCCCAUCCUGCCAUCCCAGGGCCUUCUGGAGUCCGGAGCGCAGUUCCUCAGAGAAUGGCGCUGCCUCACCAGGCGUCCACCGGCGCGGUUGGGAGUUACCCGUCUACACCGCCCCCUACAGGCACUCCACCCGCAGUAGCGGGGCCGGACUCCGUUAUACGCAAGAAAGAUUCAAUAGUCAGCCUUCCUGAGUCGGACUUCACCGCUAGAUCCCGGCUAUCGUCCAACCUCUGACGAGAACUGUGAGACUAUUUGUGAAACUUUUUGUGAGUCACAGUUUGUUCUUUUUGCUCGAGUCACACGCUCGUAGGGUGGCUUUUCAUAGGAACCAAAGGGAGGGUGUUCAGACAGACUUAAGGUGUGGUCACAUUUACCGAAAUUUUGCAGGCGAAAUCGUUCCAAUAGGAAUCCGUACAAUCUGGAGUUUCGCACACAGUUGGUUUUUAAAAAUCACUGCGUUGACCAGUUGACGCUGCAUGUUUUAAGAGUUCUGUGCUUUAUACAUCACUCCGCUGUUGACGAAUUUCGCUGAAACAUCACUAAUGUGACCUCACCUUUACUGCUACUAGAUUUAACGUCUCGGCUGCGAAUAGAUUCACGAGGACAGAUGCCUCGCUAGUGUAGCUAGUGCCGCCCCUGUACAGCUUCGGAUGCCUCUUAAUAUAUUUGUCUUUGCCGUCUCGAGUGAAAGGGAGAAAUCCUGUCGUGUGUUACUGUGGUGUUUUCCGUAGAGUUCAUACAAUGCAAUCGAGCGACUAAA
Carassius auratus (goldfish) is the source of this 4274-nucleotide messenger RNA. RefSeq names its product potassium/sodium hyperpolarization-activated cyclic nucleotide-gated channel 2-like. Gene Ontology annotation, molecular function: voltage-gated potassium channel activity. Gene Ontology annotation, cellular component: axon; HCN channel complex; dendrite. The coding region runs from base 527 to 3748 and encodes 1073 amino acids. Gene Ontology annotation, biological process: regulation of membrane depolarization; potassium ion transmembrane transport; sodium ion transmembrane transport. The transcript has 9 exons. The record is from RefSeq and is a predicted model, not a curated record. NCBI's taxonomy places the organism in Eukaryota, Metazoa, Chordata, Actinopteri, Cypriniformes, Cyprinidae.